AUGGAGUUGUGGGACUUCAUCGUUAUUGGCGGUGGCCUCGCCGGCUCUGUCAUAUCCAACAGUCUCCUUCACAAAGAUCCGACGUUGAAGAUCUUGCUGGUUGAAGCCGGGCCUAAUGUUAACGGUCUCGAGGCAAUCGCUUACCCCAACACCAGCACUGGUGCCGGAAGCGACAUUGACUGGGCUUACACGUCCGUUCCGCAGGUCAAUGUAGACAAUAGAUCCAUUGCCGCCCCUGCCGGUAAGGCCCUCGGCGGAGGAACGGCAAUUAAUGGAGCUGACCGAGAAGUUCUUCGACGCCAGCAUGGGGAGAACGGUUCCAUGAUCAUCCAGGGCGUCACGCCCAUGAACCGACACUUCCCCAUGCGAGAGAAGCUGGCCGAGUCUCUUGAGGCUCUCGGGAUCACAGCCCUGCCCCAGCUCGACGCGAACGCCGGAAACCCCAUCGGCUACGGAGACCUCCAGGAGAACCGUAAUCAAGGACGCAGACAGCUCUCCUCGGAAGCUUUCCCCCUGGACGGUGUCACCGUCAUCACCAAUACAAUGGUCGAGAACAUCCUCGUGUCCAAGAGUCUCAAUGGCACCGCUGUGACAGCCAAAGGCAUCCGCUUGCAAAAUGGAACAGAGUAUCACAGCCGUAAAACGAUCCUCUCCGCCGGCGCCUACCGAACCCCCCAACUUCUCAUGCUCUCUGGCAUCGGUCCCGCCGAUUUCCUAACGGAGCACGGCAUCGAGGUGAAGCUGGACCAGCCCGAGGUCGGCCAGAACAUGCACGACCACAUCCUCAUGCCCACAGCAUGGAAGGUCAAGAACCCCUCCGAGGGCUGGGCCUACGAGUCGGACGACCCGCUGUUCAAAGAACCCCAGUACGGCCUCGGCAACAAGAUCGACUUCCUCGCCACCGUCACCCUGCCCAAAGAAGGCCUCGCGGCAGCCAUCGCCGAAGAUGAAGGUGUAGCACCGGGCCCGGAGCACCCGCUCCUCCGCCAGGACCGCGCACACGUUUCACACACGUUGCAGUACAACGGCGCCUCGACGGAUGGCUCUGCGGUUCUGAUGUUGUCUAUCGUCCUGAUCGACACUUCGCAGGGCUCGGUGGGCAUCUCGUCGGCCAACGUCAGCGACCCGCCCGUCAUCGACCCAAAUUACCUCAGCACAGCGGUGGACAGGUACGCCGUGCAGGAGGCUCUCAAGUUCGAUACUAGGCUUCUGGGAAGCGAUCUGACGCCCGCCGGUCGCGAGAUCCUUGACGGCGAGCUCACGGCUGACACGCCUCUGACGGUUGAUUCCCCUGACGAGGCGUUUGCUGCGCGUGCCCGUCAGGUUGCAGGAUCAUGCUUUCAUCCUAGCGGAACGGCGGCCAUGGGCAAGGUUGUCAACACCGGUCUCAGCGUCAAGGGCGUUGACGGGCUUUUCGUCGCUGAUUCUUCCUUCUUCCCGGUCUCCAUCUCAGCGAACUUACAGGUGGCCAUGUACGCCAUGGCGCUCCAGGCUGCGGACAUCAUUGGGGCGCACGGAAGCAAGUGUCGUCAGGUCAGGACCACUUUGUGA
Molecule: messenger RNA, 1551 nt
Organism: Colletotrichum phormii
Lineage: Eukaryota; Fungi; Ascomycota; Sordariomycetes; Glomerellales; Glomerellaceae
Product: GMC oxidoreductase
Exons: 3
Coding region: 1-1551 (516 amino acids)
Molecular function (GO): flavin adenine dinucleotide binding; oxidoreductase activity, acting on CH-OH group of donors
Source: RefSeq, a predicted model, not a curated record